Molecule: messenger RNA, 3789 nt
Organism: Enhydra lutris kenyoni (northern sea otter)
Lineage: Eukaryota; Metazoa; Chordata; Mammalia; Carnivora; Mustelidae
Product: synemin
Exons: 5
Coding region: 1-3789 (1262 amino acids)
Biological process (GO): intermediate filament cytoskeleton organization; fast-twitch skeletal muscle fiber contraction
Cellular component (GO): neurofilament cytoskeleton; sarcolemma; intermediate filament
Molecular function (GO): intermediate filament binding; structural constituent of muscle; structural constituent of cytoskeleton
Source: RefSeq, a predicted model, not a curated record
AUGCUGUCCUGGCGGCUGCACACGGGCCCCGAGAAGGCCGAGCUGCAGGAGCUCAACGCCCGGCUCUACGACUAUGUGUGCCGGGUGCGGGAGCUGGAGCGCGAAAACUUGCUCCUGGAGGAGGAGCUGCGUGGCCGGCGCGGGCAGGAGGGUCUGUGGGCCGAGGGGCAGGCCCGCUUCGCCGAGGAGGCGCGCGGCUUGCGGCAGCAGCUGGACGAGCUGAGCUGGGCCACGGCGCUGGCCGAGGGCGAGCGCGAUGCGCUGCGGCGCGAGCUGUGGGAGCUGCAGCGGCUGGGCGAGGAGGAGCGCGCCGCCCGCGGCCGCCUGGACGCCGAGCUGGGCGCCCAGCAGCGCGAGCUGCAGGAGGCGCUGGGCGCGCGCGCCGCCCUCGAGGCGCUGCUGGGCCGGCUGCAGGCUGAGCGCCGCGGCCUGGAAGCGGCCCACGAGCAGGACGUGCGGGAGCUGCGCGCGCGCGCCGCCCGCCUGACCAUGAGCUACCGGGUCCGCGCCACCGGCCCCGCCGCGCCCCCGCAGCGCCUGCGGAAGGUGCACGACAGUUACGCGCUGCUGGUGGCCGAGUCGUGGCGGGACACCGUGCAGAUGUACGAGGACGAGGUGCGCGAGCUGGAGGAGGCGCUGCGGCGCGGCCAGGAGAGCCGGCGCGAGGCCGAGGAGGAGACGCAGCUGUGCGCGCAGGAGGCGGAGGCGCUGCGACGCGAGGCGCUGGAGUUGGGGCAGCUUCGCGCGCUGCUGGAGGAAGAGCUGCGGCGGGUGCAGGAGGAGUACGAGCUGCAGGCAGAGGAACGGCAGAGAGUGAUAGCCUGCCUGGAGGAUGAGAAGGCGGCCCUCACCUUGGCCAUGGCUGACCGGCUGCGGGACUACCAGGAGCUCGUGCAGGUGAAGACCAGCCUCAGCCUGGAGGUGGCCACGUACCGAGCCUUACUGGAAGGCGAGAGCAAUCCAGAGAUAAUCUUGACCGAACGCAUUGAAAACAUGCCACAAGAGCUCAGGAGCACGUCCUAUCGAUACAGCAGCUCGGUGUUACAGAGGGAAAAUGAGAGAAAUCGGUUUGCAAGGCAGAAAGCACCCACGGCCAACUUCAGCCACAGCCUGACACAGCGCCCUCACCUGCUGGCACAGCCCACCAUUGGGAGUGCAGCCGGAAGAGACCUCCUGGGUUCAGAAUAUUCUUCCCGUACCACCACCCGGCAGGAAACAACUUACGAAAAAACUUCCAACUUGCAUGAGAAAACCUCCAAGAGUCCAACCAACUUCAGAACUUUCUCUUCAACAAACAGUCUUUUAAGAAAUACUGAAGCGCCGGUGAAAACAUUCCCCGAGAGGCCAAGAACCGCAGGUCCGCAGGACACCUCCGCCCAUGCGGCCCGAGAGUCUGCUGUGGCCUCCAAGUCCUACCAAGAGCCCCGGGGCGACGUGUCGGCAGGCUCUUUCCAAAGCACUUGGUUGAGUGAGAGGACCGUUGUGACAAAGACAGAAGCUGAGGCCACGAAGGAGCAAGACAGAAACAGGCCCGAAGCCGUCCAGAAAAAGUGGGAAGAGAAGAUGUUUGAUUCCAAAGAGAGGGCUUCAGAGGAGAGAAACCUAAGGUGGGAAGAGCUGACAAAGUUAGAUAAAGAAGCAAGAAUGAGAGAAAGCCAGCAACUGAGGGAAAAGGGGAGAGGGAGGGAGUCGGCGCAGGAGAAAAGCGUGAGAGAGAGAGAGGUGCCCAUCAGUCUAGAAGUCUCCCGGGAGAGCUCGCCACAGGUGGCCCCGAAAGCUUUCCAGAUGCCCCCACGGGAGGACACUCGUGACGGUACCGGGAGAGGCGUGGAAACCCGGGAGGCCCGGUUCAGGGUGGGCCCUGGCGACACCGCCAGCUCGCCGAAGGGCGAGUCCACGACCGAAACCGUGGCAGAACACAUCGUGUCCAGCAUCCUGAAGCAAUUCACCCAGUCUCCGGAGGCAGAGGCAUCUGCUGAUGCUUUUCCAGACACAAAGGUCACUUACGUGGACAGGAAAGAGCUUCCCGGCGACGGGAAAACAAAGACUGAGAUAGUCGUGGAGUCGAGACUGACGGAGGAGGUCGAUGUGUCAGACGAAGCCAGCCUGGACUACCUCCUGAGCAAGGACAUUCAGGAGGUGGACCUGAAGGGAAAGGCGGCUGGGCAGAUGAUAGGAGACAUCAUCAACCUGGGUCUGAAAGGAAGAGAGGGCAGAGCAAGAGUCGUCAACGUGGAGAUUGUCGAGGAACCCAUGAGCUAUGUCAGUGGCAAGAAGGCAGAGGAGUUUUCCACCCCGUUCGAAGUGGUGGAGGUGGACGAUGUGUCUCCGGGCUCCAAGGGGCUUUUUGAGGAGGAAGAAGGUUACGGAGGAGCAGACGUCACAUUCUCAGCAAACCAGCGUAAGAAGACCAGGUGGCCCCACGAGAGCGUAACCCAUGUCGAAGAAGUCACGGAGGCGGGCGACUCGGAAGGGGGAGAGCAGAGUUACUUUGUGUCCACGCCCGAUGAGCACCCCGGGGGGCAGGACAGGGACGAGGGCUCCGUGUACGGGCAGAUCCACAUUGAAGAAGAGUCCACCAUCCGGUAUUCUUGGCAAGAUGAGAUUGUGCCCGGGUCUCGGAGAAGAACCAAGAGGGAAGAUGGGUGGGGAGAGACGGUUGUGAAACCACCGGACAUCUUGGAAGCUCCGCUGGAAGAGGACGUGGGUCCUACUCACUGGAAAGAACAAACUAGAAGUGGUGAAUUCCAUGCGGAACCCACAGUUAUCGAAAAGGAGAUUAAAAUACCGCACGAGAUCCAUAUGUCCAUCAAGGGGGCCUUCAAGGAGCCCCGACACCAGCUGGUGGAAGUGAUCGGGCAGCUGGAGGAGAACCUUCCUGAGCGCGUGAAGGAAGAGCUGUCGACCCUCACCAGAGAGGGUCAGGGUGGGCCCGGGAACGUGUCCGUCGACGUCAAGAAAGUGCACACCUCUGGCGGGAGGGCCGUGACCUUGGUUGCCGAAGUCAACCUCUCAAAAACCGUGGACGCCGAUCAGUUAGAUCUGGAGGAGCUGAGCAAAGAUGAAGCCGGGGAGAUCGAGAAGGUUGUGGAGUCGGUGGUACAAGACAGUCUGGCCAGGCGGCACAGCCCGGGCCCUGGGAGCCCAGACAGGGAGAGUGCGGCGGAGACCCCAGGGGCUGGCCUACGCUUCAGGCGCUGGGCCACGCAGGAGCUGUACCGCCCCCACGGUGAGGAGGACGACGCCGGCCAGGCCUCCCCCAGCACGGAGCCGGCCGCGUCCCAGGGGCCCGUGUCGGCCACCGUGGAAGUCACCAGCCCGAGGGCCUUUGCCCAGUCACACGUGCUCGAGGAUGUGAGCCGGUCUGUGAGGCGCGUUCAGGUAGCCCCCGCUGGCAUCUGGAGGACUGAGCACAUCUCCCACGAGGGACCCACGGCACAGGUGGUGGAGGUGGACGUGAGUAACAUAGAGGUGACCCCCCGCUGGACACGAGAGACCACAGUCGUCUUCCCCGUGGGGACGGAAGCAUCCGCACAUGGCACCCCUGACCCUGGUGCCUGGAGAGAUGGGGGCAGCGGGAAGGCCUGGGUGGCUGGCGGGAGCUUUCAGGGCUCUGCUGGGGAUGGACACCAAGUCCCCGGGGAAAAGGGCAAGGAGCAGGCUGAGUUUGACAAGGCAGUGCGGCUACAGAGGAUGGUAGACCAAAGGUCAGUGAUUUCGGAUGAAAAGAAAGUGGCCCUCCUCUAUCUAGACAAUCAGGAGGAGGACAGUGAGGGACACUGGUUUUGA